Messenger RNA from Endocarpon pusillum Z07020, 2082 nucleotides. RefSeq lists its product as uncharacterized. Gene Ontology annotation, biological process: peptidyl-lysine monomethylation. NCBI's taxonomy places the organism in Eukaryota, Fungi, Ascomycota, Eurotiomycetes, Verrucariales, Verrucariaceae. The record is from RefSeq and is a predicted model, not a curated record. The transcript has 3 exons. Bases 1 to 2082 code for a protein of 693 amino acids. Gene Ontology annotation, molecular function: protein-lysine N-methyltransferase activity.
AUGAGCCUCCAGAACCAUCAUUCAUUGGUACGAUGGAUGUCCUCCAAUCGUGGAUAUCUUCACCCGAAUAUUGAGCUUGCCUUCAAUGUGGAGAAAGGUUUCCAUGCUAGAGUCAUUGCAGGAAGAUCAGUAAAAGCCGGUUCCUGCGUAGCCCGAUGCUCGACGACAACCUCGUUGUCCGUGCUGAACGCUUUGCAUACCCCUCCAUUCUCAUGUCGUGGAACAAGGUUUCCCUCUGCUUUCCUCCGCCACCAAGACAUCGCCAUUGUGCAGUGCUUUUUCCUCAUGGAGCAGUGGAUUCUCCAAGAGAGUUCAUGGUGGGCACCAUACCUGUCAACACUUCCGAAACCAGAUGACAUCGAAACUCUUUGCUUCACGGAUCAGGAGGAGGACCUUGCCAGUCUAAAGGGCACGAACCUGGAGAGCGCGAUCAAAAAGCAGCUUGACGUUUGGAGGGAUGAAUAUUCCAAGGGAAUGGAACAAUUGAGAAAGCUUGAGUGGCCGAAUGCAAUGAAUGGGAAGUACACCUGGGGAUUGUUUCGUUGGGCAUCUACUAUGUUUGGCUCCCGUAGCUUCACGUCUCAAGUGCUUUCUAAUACUCUUCCGGCUGACAAGGCUCGCCCGAUGGGACAUUUGGAUCCUGAUCAUGAGGUGCUCUCAAACUUGUUCGAGGAUGGAUUUGCCGUUCUCUUACCGCUACUUGACCUCCUGAAUUACCGUCCAUUUUCAAAGGUCGAAUGGCAGGCAGGACUGAACGAGAUCGGUCUUCAAGUCCUAGAAUCCUUUGACGGAGGUCAAGAGGUGUGCAACAACUACGGUCCAAGAGACAACGAGGCUCUGAUGCUCGGGUACGGGUUUGCAGUAUCUGCUAAUCCAUUUGACCACUAUUCUGUAGGAUUCAAAGUGCCUCCUGGCUCGCCUCUCGAGGAGGCUAGGAGAUGGCGUGCCACUCAGUCUUUAAAGGCCAACAAAAAGGGAAAGGCAGAUGAGCGGUAUCGCUACUACAUUUUUAACUCGGAACAUCCCCGAGCAAAGGCUGGUCAUUGCCUCGAGACGUCAAUUUUUUCACAGGACUUAUUCGAGAGCAUUUCAAUACUCUCUGCUAAUAUUCGCGAACUGCAGAGCGACAGAUUUCGAGCAACAGGAACAAUACUUGAAUGGGACACCAGAGGGAUGACUGAUAGAAGGCAGUGUCGCAACCUACUCCAUACGCUCUGUCAGCUGCGGUUAGAAUGCGCCAAUCGUUUGGAAUUGCUGAGAAUGAAUAUGUCAAGAUCCAGAAACGGCUCGAAGCCUACGAUGUCACAAAAGCAGCAAUAUGCGGAAAUAUACAGCAACAGCCAACUUGUGAUACUCGAGACUGCCGCCCUACUAUGCCGAUAUUGCAUACUUAGAGCUCAAACUACCCCAAAAGAGGACACUCUAAUUAUAUCUUCCGCUGCUGCAGCUGAACGGAUACCCCACACUUCACCUGCUGUUGUCAACGUCCAGCAUUUGGUGCAUAGAAUGCACUCGAUAAUUGGUUUCCGCACGCUUUUCAGUUUCUCUUUGGCCGUUGACUUGCUUCCGGAAACCCUGGCCUUGAAGAUUCGCAAUGCAGCAGAGGCUGUCAGCAAAGCUUUGGAGAGAAAAGCUCAGGCAAGCUUUUCGCAACCAUUAGCAGUCUAUAACCAGCUCCCGGAGAAGAUCAAGUACACUUUUCUUCUAGCUGCUUUAAGGAAAGCCUACACCGAUCGCUCAGAUACGCUGCCCAAACCCCUUAAGGCUUGGAUUCGGGAUCUUCAGUCUUGGUACGCAUUCGAUGACCCGUUCUGGAAUGGGCCAACGGAGGAUUUCGUGCCCACGCUAGAAUUGUUGAUGGAAGCUACUGAUUGCCUGGUACCGGAAACCUUUGACCCGAUCAUGAACGAUGUGUGGAGUGACCCACAGAUGAUAUGCUGGGCUUGGAAUGUCCAGGAGGAAGAAGGGCUCUUCAGUGAUACCGAAGUCUCAGAGUCUAACAGCAACGGUGCAGUUUGCCAACCUUCCACAUAUCUAUUGUGCAUACCUGGAGUGCAUCUGAGCAAUAGGUUAUUGGACUAG